Molecule: messenger RNA, 1256 nt
Organism: Rhinichthys klamathensis goyatoka
Lineage: Eukaryota; Metazoa; Chordata; Actinopteri; Cypriniformes; Leuciscidae
Gene: polr3gla
Product: RNA polymerase III subunit GL a
Exons: 8
Coding region: 150-812 (220 amino acids)
Biological process (GO): transcription by RNA polymerase III
Cellular component (GO): RNA polymerase III complex
Source: RefSeq, a predicted model, not a curated record
GCCGGAUGUAAACACAACUACCCACGUGCACAGUAGGCUCCUAAUGACUGUGCCUUCAUGACACAUGGCUUUACAUUCAGCAGGAAGCUGGUGAUCAGUGCAGAUCUUUACUGGGGGAUUGAACCUGAAACACAUUUUGAGGUACAGUCAUGGCAGGUAGAGGUAGAGGUCGUGGAAGAAGCCAGUUUACCUUCAGUGUGGACGCACUGGGUUUUGGGAGGGGUGAUUCUUUACCAACAUCUACACAUACACCUUCUCCUCUUUUUCCCCCUAUGCAAUUUAGACCAGUGCCUCUGCUUACAGGAGAAGAAGUGGACUAUAUGCUCGCUCUGAAGCAGGAGCUGAGAGCCUCCAGCAAGAAUCUGCCAUUCCACAUAAGAGCAGCCAGAACAAAGACAGAUGUGGCACGGUACUCUGAUAAAUACCAAAAUGGUGAGCCGAAGAACAACACAAUUGAAUGGAGUCCAGACUGGAGCCGACUGCCAAAAGAGCUUUGUAUUAAAGUACGGAAACCCCGAAAAACACUCAUAGGUGCUAAGCCACAACUCCAGCGAAAACCAAAAGUAGCUGCUGGCAAAGAAGAGGUUCUCCAAAAACUAGAGACACUUGAGAAAAGAGAACAAGAGCAGCAUUCUGAGGAAGAGGAGGAAGAGGAGAAGAAGAAACAGGAUAAUGAGGAGGAGCCAGAUGCGGAUGAAGAUUAUGUUGAAGAGGAGAUUGAAGAUGAGACAGACUACAUCAUGUCUUACUUUGACAACGGAGAGGAAUUUGGAGCAGAUAGUGAUGACAAUAUGGACGAAGCUGUGUACUAAUGUGGACAUCACUGGGGGAUACAUAUUUCUAUGAGUGAGACUGAAAGAAUGUAUUUUAAGAAGUGUCUUAAUUCAGGCAUGUUCUUUGUUUCAACUUGACACAUACUGAAUCAGGUCAAUACAGGGGACUGAAUUUAAUUUCAUGACUAAUGUAAUUAAGAUCAGAGAAUCAAUGCUGCUAUUGAGAUGCUGUUCAAACGGUAUGAUGGACUCAGAUACUGCUGCUAUUCUAACAGUGUGCUGGAAUGUUACUGAAAGACAGUUUUAAUUAUGCUUUUAAUUUAAUUAUUGUAAUUGGAAAGCUCUGCUUAAAAAGGGAACACACAGAAGCCAGGAUUCCUUUUUGUCAUAUAGGAGCGGACACUACAGACCAUAUAUCAUGCAUCUCAUGUUUACACCUGAUAAUGCCUUGAAUUGCAAAUUAUAACUGUAUCAGAAACUUCA